Molecule: messenger RNA, 1785 nt
Organism: Vigna unguiculata (cowpea)
Lineage: Eukaryota; Viridiplantae; Streptophyta; Magnoliopsida; Fabales; Fabaceae
Product: PKS-NRPS hybrid synthetase cheA-like
Source: RefSeq, a predicted model, not a curated record
AUGGAAGAUCAUCAUUUUAGUUAUUUGAGUUUCUUGGAUUCUCAAGCGGAAUCUCAGCUAAAUUGUAGUCUCAUGUCAGAGUUUUCUGAUUUUGUUCAUGAUAUCUGCGAACAAGAUUAUACAUCUCAUUUUACAACCGAUGAUAUUUUCGCAACACGUGAAGAUUUAAUUAAAUGGGUUAGAGGGGUUGCUUAUAAUCUUGGAUUUGUCGUUAUUAUUCUAAGAUCGGAUAAAUAUAAUGGACAACCAGGAAGAAAGACCCGUGUAUUAUUAGGUUGUGAAAGAGGUGGAAAGUAUAGAAAAUGCAAGUGUGAUGUAGAACCGAGUUUAUCUGGGACAAGAAAAUGUGAUUGUCCCUUUAGAUUGAGAGGGAGACCCAUCUGUCAAGGGGAGGGAUGUGUGUUGAACGUAAAAUGUGGUUACAAUAAUCACGAUGUCUCUUCUACUCUAGUUGGUCACCCCUAUGCGGGUAGGUUGAAGUCUACUGAACAGUCGUUGCUUGUUGAUAUGACCAAAAGUCAAGUAAAACCUGCAAAUAUACUUCUCACUCUGAAAGAAAAAGAUGAUUGUAAUGUUACAACUCUGAAGCAAGUGUAUAAUGCAAGAUAUAGGUACAAACGUUCAAUAAGAGGUUCAAGAACUGAGUUACAACAGUUAAUGUUGAUGUUGGAACGUGAUCACUACAUCCAUUUUAGUAGAUGUCUUGAUGAAUCUGAUGUGGUAAGCGAUUUGUUCUGGACCCAUCCUGAUGCUGUGAAUGAAAAGCAAAAUAAUUUCAUUUGGGCUCUUGAAAGGCUAAGAGGUCUGUUUAUGACGUCCGAGGGUGGUCCACAAGUCAUUGUAACUGAUAGGGAUCUUGCUCUAAUGAAUGUUGUUGGCAUUGUGUUCCCUGAGUGUUAUCAUCUUCUAUGUCGUUUCCACAUUCAAAAAAAUGUGCAGGCAAAGUGCAAAAUGCUAGUAAAUUCUGUUGAUGCAUGGGAUGUUGUAUUGCAAGCCUGGGAGAAUGUCAUGGACUGUGAAGAUGAAUUAAAGUUCAACGAGUGUGUUCAUCGUCUUGAGCUUGUUUGCCAGCCGGUUGAGUCUGCUCACUGGAGUCUGAAGAAAGUUCUUAGAAGUAGUAUGGGAGACCUUUGUUCGUGUUGGGAUGGAAUUCACAACGUUAUUAUCUUGCAACAUAACGAAAUUAAAGCGUCUUUUGAAAGAAGUAUAAAUCUUAUCAGUGACUCUUACAAGGCAUUGAAUUAUAGAAGAUUAGUGGGAAAUAUUUCUAGAUGUGCCUUAGAACUCCUUGCUCCAGAGUUGGAAAGAGUAAAGAAGAUUGGAUUCGAUAGUAGUCGUUGUGGCUGCAUUUUCAAACAAACUUAUGGUCUACCAUGUGCGUGUGAAUUAGCACGAUAUGAUCCUGAGAUUAUUCCUCUCCAAGAAAUUCAUGUGAUGUGGACUAGGUUGAGCUUCUCCAAUGUCUCGUCUUCACAAUCUGAAGGGCAAUUAUCUAUUCAGAGGGAGGUUGAUCUACUGCUUAAUCUUUUCAAAGAAGUUGAUAUUGCAGGAAAAGUGACCAUAAAACAUAAAUUACUCGACAUAGUUUGCCCUUCCAUGGCAUCCAUGUUACCACCACCAAGUAAAGUUAAGACGAAAGGUGCAGCUAAGAGUCAUAGAUCAAAGAAGUCAACCAAACGUGAUCCCUCCUAUUUUGAGCAUGUGGACGCCUUCAUUGAGUCCUCAAGACAAGACACAUGUGUUGCAAAAACAGAAAACAAGCUGAAGAGCAAACGUAUAAUUUAA